This is a messenger RNA of Capronia epimyces CBS 606.96, 2370 nucleotides long. RefSeq lists its product as uncharacterized. NCBI's taxonomy places the organism in Eukaryota, Fungi, Ascomycota, Eurotiomycetes, Chaetothyriales, Herpotrichiellaceae. The coding region runs from base 1 to 2370 and encodes 789 amino acids. The transcript has 2 exons. The record is from RefSeq and is a predicted model, not a curated record.
AUGCUCGUCCUCGAGCGUUCGCGCCCGCAGCAGAGUGUCGAGGCAAUCUAUGAUCCCGGCUACAGCAUUCAGUCACAAGCGCCAUUUCCAGGCCUCACCAUGGAUACAUACGACGCGAUCGAUCCAAUGCUCACCUUCAAUCCACUUCCAUACUCGUUCCUUGAUCACCCGUCCGUGUUCGCGACCGAGCCGAUGCAAAUCAUCAAGGACGAGAUGUACCAAUUUCACGAAUUGCCGCCCGCACUCGUUUCCUCAGGAUCGGCCCCGUCGAUCGCCAGUGCCGCAUCAUCCACCAUCGGAUCGCCUUACUCGGGCCCUUCUCACACCAUGUCAAGCCAGGAAGGGUACGAGCACAGCGCGUCAUACGGCUUGGGCGUGAUGCCAGCCAUUCUCAGCCAUGACACCUUUCACCAGGACUUGCUCGGAGCUCCGCUGGAGGCCGAGUUGAUCAUGCCGCAGAACAACAACAACAACAGCCACCACGACAAGCUCUCGCCGGACAGCAGCUAUGUGGGUGAGUGUGCCGAUCUUUCUUCCUAUCCCACCCCAGUGUCGUCAACCACUAUUGCACAGCCCAAGCCCCGAUUUGGGCAUAUGCCUCCACCAGAUCCCCCCAGUCGCACCAAUCAUGGCGCUGCCUGGACCUCUGUUGCCGAGGUCCUGUCUAUUCCUGCCCGUUCCGACAGCGGCGUCUCCACCCGCUCAUUAGCGGUGUCCACUCCGGCUCCCGCUAUCACCCAGUCCCCUGCCGUUGAUCAAGCAGUACCAGUCUUCAAGUCACCUUCAACACCAGCUUCAGCUCGCUCAAGACGCUUCUCUCCUAUUGUCUUUCCUAUCAAUGCAAGAGCGCAACCAUCUUUCACCGAGCCCAACCAUAUGGUCCCCAAUGAUGCCGGUGCUGCAACAUGUCAACCGUCUGUCACUUGCUUCCAGUCCCAUUUCUUUGCUCAAAGUAGCGGUAGUUUCGUCCCACCGCUCGAAUCAUCUUACCCUUCCUUGAUCCACGCAUCCAGACCAUAUGGGGAAACGUUAUUCCUCGGACAAGGCCACUUCACACCCGGCAUGAACACCUUCUCGAACACAUCGCCCUCGAUUUCACCGGUUCCCUCGCCGCGACCGUACGGGAUUUACCCCUCCGGCCAGUUCUCCGAUCCUCUGGCGAACAACAACAACUACCAACCCCCACCACACCUGAGCCGAAGGCCGUCUUUAGCUUCCUAUGUUUCCAAUGCUUCGCACUCCAGCCCCACCUCCGAACUCGACGAAGAUGGUCGAGAGAAAGGUCGCUGCCCACAUCCAGAUUGCGGCAGAUUCUUCAAGGACUUGAAGGCGCACAUGCUGACACACCAAGCCGAGCGACCUGAGAAAUGUCCGAUCGUAACAUGCGAGUACAACCAGAAAGGUUUCGCCAGAAAGUAUGACAAGAACAGACAUACCCUGACCCACUACAAGGGUACCAUGGUAUGCGGGUUUUGCCCCGGAUCGGGCUCGCCUGCUGAGAAGAGCUUCAACCGCGCCGACGUCUUCAAACGUCACCUAACUUCGGUCCACGGGGUCGAUCAGACGGCCCCAAACAGUCGGAAACGCAGUCCCAGCUCCCAGGCCCGACGGUUAUCCAGUUACUGCCAGGAUGCCACUGGCAAAUGCUCGACUUGCUCGGCCACCUUCAGCAAUGCCCAGGACUUCUAUGAACACCUUGACGACUGUGUGCUGCGGGUCGUGCAACAGGAAGAGCCCAGCGAAGCCAUCAACGCGCAGCAUCUUUCCAGCAUUGACAGAGACAGCAACGUGCAGCAGACUUUGGAUCGUCACAUGCUCAAGACAGAGGAUGGUCCCGCCAAACUCGAAGACGUUGACGAUGAUGAUGAUGAUGACGACGACCAAGAAGAUGAGGAGGAGGAAGAUCCAUCCCUCAACAGCAGAUCAGGUAAAGGAUCCCUGAAAACUACCAGGCCUGCUGUUUUAAGCCGAGUCGUCCUCGCUGGUGGAGUCUCCAAGUCCACCAAGUCGGCCAAGAAACGCAUGACCUGGUCCAAAGGUGGCGUUGCUCUUGUAGGCAAAGGCAGCAAGAGAAGAAAGCAUUACCCACCGUCGUGGGGCAUGUCUGCUGAGAAGAUGCGGAUGAAGAAACGAGUGCUCUGUGUCUAUGACGGGCCGCGUCGGCUGUGGAAAGACGACAUCAUGCUGCACAAUGAGUUUGAAGUCCGCAUGAGUUUGCCCGAUGGCAAAAGCUACGUGACCGACCUCGACGUUGAGACACUCAAACGAGCCGAGGCUUUCCACAACGCCUCUCCAGAAGAGAAGGGCCCCUGGCUCCCACCCACUGAAGACGAUGGUCAAGGGGUCGACUUGAAUGCCUUGAUGGCUUGA